AUGUCUUUGUGUGAAUGUAUGGAGUCUUACAAGAGAGCUCGUGUUAGAAAAUAUGAUGAUGGUGAUAGAUGGAAUGAAGACACAGUCUAUGCACUUGGCUACUUCAGAACUUUGGCAAGUUCAUUGGGAUUUUGGCCGACAAAUAAUCGUCUAUUGUCGGCAAUUAAAAUUGGAUUAAUUACUAUCAUUGAGUUACCUUUGGCUAUUAUUUUUAUAAUAAGUAUAUUAACAUAUGGAAAUUGUGGUUCUUUGUCUGACAUCGUUGGUGCUUUGAGUAUAAUAGUAUCAACUCCAUUAGCAAUACUAAAAGUCUUAAUGCCUUGGAUCCAACGUGAUCAUCUUGGUAUUAUUGUUAAAUCAGCUGUCAAUGACUGGUCAAGAGUAGAUGACAAUUCAUCUAAAAAAAUUAUGAUGAAAUAUGCUAAAAUUGGAAGAAAUGUACUGAUUAUUGAGUUGGUUGGUGCAUACAUGACAGUGAUACCUAGUGUUAUUGCUAAACAUCCAUCUAAUUUAAAUUUAAUAUCAGAAAAUGUAAAUGAUACAACUUUACCAUUAUUGAGAAAUAUACCGAUUGGUCCAUCAUGCUGGGUGUCACUUGAAAUACCACUCUAUCAAUAUUUAAUUUAUUAUAUUUAUGUCACGAUUCAUAUGUUGGUACUAGCCAGUGCAUAUGUUGGUGGUGACAUAUUUAUUUUUGGCAUUGCCAUGCACGUCUGUGGACAAUUUGAAAAUUUGAAUAAUAAUAUUAAAAAUAUUAAUAACCAAAAUAAUUAUAAUCAACAAAAUAAAUUUUUGAAAAAAAUUAUAAAACGUCAUAAUCAUCUUAUCAAUCUUUGCAAUGAAUUUGAAUUAGUUUGCAAUGUUAUUAUAUUUUUUGAAAUUGUUGCUAAUAUGUUUAUCAUUUGUGUGUCUGGCAUUGUAUUGAUUAUGGCAAUUAAAAUUGUUGACACUGAAGCAAUUAUUAUUAUGACUCUUCGUAUUUUCGUAACACAAUUUCAAAUAUUUAUGUACUGCUACAUUGGCGAUGAUUUAUCACUAAAAUCCAAAAAUAUACAAAUAGCAAUUUAUGAUUGUUUGUGGUAUAACAUGGAUUCAAAAAUAAUUAAAAAUUUAAAAUUUAUAAUGAUGCGUAAUAAUUAUACAUUUAACUUAACAGCUGGCAAAAUAUAUAAUAUGAAUAUUUCAAAUUUUCAAAACCUUUCAAAAUCAAUUUUUCAAUAUUUUUCGAUACUUCGUUUGAUGAUUGAAUAA
Messenger RNA from Aphidius gifuensis, 1251 nucleotides. Its product is annotated as putative odorant receptor 85d. Gene Ontology annotation, biological process: sensory perception of smell; detection of chemical stimulus involved in sensory perception of smell. Gene Ontology annotation, molecular function: olfactory receptor activity; odorant binding. Bases 1 to 1251 code for a protein of 416 amino acids. The record is from RefSeq and is a predicted model, not a curated record. Gene Ontology annotation, cellular component: plasma membrane. Lineage: Eukaryota; Metazoa; Arthropoda; Insecta; Hymenoptera; Braconidae. The transcript is spliced from 3 exons.